This is a messenger RNA of Protopolystoma xenopodis, 1082 nucleotides long. NCBI's taxonomy places the organism in Eukaryota, Metazoa, Platyhelminthes, Monogenea, Polystomatidea, Polystomatidae. The record is from the annotation of a GenBank genome assembly.
AUAUAACUGACCGCAACAUUCGUCAAGACAAACGACUUGACUCAGAUAUUGGACGGGGAAGACUUUUACUCCGAAGUCUUUUAAAACACAAAAUGCUCAGUUGUCCUAUAACCGUUUGCCGGCAGCAUCCCGAAUUGCUAGUUGGCCAUUAUUGUGAUGACUCCAUAAUAGGAAAUGAAAUUUUGCUUGAAAUCUUUUCGUCCUUGAUAGCAGAAUUAGAUCGACUUAGCAUUUCCUUGGAUUUAGAAAAUGUCGAUUUUCUUGACAAGAGUCUUCGGGUACCCCUUUUUAGGAAAUAUGAGUUUGUUCCAUGCAGGGAGUUAGGUCUAGCUGUACGCUCUAUAGAUGGACAUAUGGUAGUUGAUGACCUUGAUCCAGAAGGAGUCAGUGCUGAGGAUGGCCGAAUUGAAAUCGGUGAUGUUAUUACCAGUCUCUUUAGACGUCCUCUUCGCCGACAGCCGAUCAACAUACGCAGCCUUCUUUCACUCUUUGAUGGUAAACCGGUUUUAGCUGAUGUGAUAAAGGCGCGACAACCUGAUGGCUCGCUUUAUCAACCAAUUUUUAACAUGCUCAAGGAGAACAGAUGCAUGGAUCUUUUACAACGAUCAUCUGCCACUUCUUCUCAUUCCUCUGUCAAGAGGGGUACAGAAAAUCGUGUUGAUAACCCAAAAAAGGCACAAUUGGCCUAUAUUGGCAAUAUUAAUGUCGGCAGCAACGGAGGUAUAGGGAGACUUGAAUGGGCCAUCCUUCGAAUGUUGGAUCAAUGUCCUGACAAGGCUGAAUAUCUACCCGUCUCUCUAACAUCUGGUGAACUCGGUUUGACUAUACGGGAGAUCUCACCCGACUCAGAUGAGGCAUCUCAAAAUAACCCUCCUUUGCUCAAACAUUCCUUCCCUCAGAUAUCAGCUGUUGGUCGACGUCUCGAGUCGCCACUUUGUCUAGCCUACAUUGCUGGCGACACGACGUGCACUUUGUCGAAACGAUUUACCUGUCAUAUCUUUAAAGCUGAAUCUAGUCAGUAUGCCCAAGAAUUGGUCGAGACCAUUGCACAGGGCUUUACGCGAACACAUUGGGCUCUCUGA